AUGCGUGAUGCACCGGCCCCUCCUCAAGCCUCUCCCCCCCCACCGCACCCGGGACGCAGAAUCCCAAAGGGAAAAGGGCUCAAAGCCCAGCCUACGGCCCUCGAGAAGAUCCUGCAGGGUAAAUCCGAUGAGCUGAGUGUUGAGAUCGGGGUGCUGGAUCAUAAGUAUGGCGGGGACCCGCUUGGUGAUCGACUUGUGGAGAUACUGCAGCUGACGUCGAGAUUGACUGGCACGAAUCGUGAGGAGACGUUGCGGAAGAUUAUUCAGGAGGAUGCGAUCUUGAGAGGGUUGCGGUCCAAGGGGAUUACGGGACCGGGGGAUGGAAAGGGGGGUAGUCUGUCGGUCUGGGGCCUGAAUUUCUAA
Drepanopeziza brunnea f. sp. 'multigermtubi' MB_m1 is the source of this 363-nucleotide messenger RNA. RefSeq lists its product as uncharacterized. The record is from RefSeq and is a predicted model, not a curated record. NCBI's taxonomy places the organism in Eukaryota, Fungi, Ascomycota, Leotiomycetes, Helotiales, Drepanopezizaceae.